AUGAAACAAUCUAUUCCUUUAAUUUAAGAGAAUUCACCUUAGAACAUAAAUUUUUUUUUUAAAAACAAUUGCAGAAUAAAAACAAUUUGUCUCAUUUAAAAAGAAGAAAACAAUCGAAAGUCUCACAAAUUUAGUCUCUUUUAUUUAUUUUAGAUCAAAACAUUGAAUAAAAUUGAUAUUUUAAGAGGAGGAGGAUGCUGCCCAAGUUGCUCAAACUGUCCAGAAAGUAUUAAUAAUACAUCAAAAAAGUGUGGUCAAAGUGA
Messenger RNA from Paramecium sonneborni, 263 nucleotides. The record is from the annotation of a GenBank genome assembly. NCBI's taxonomy places the organism in Eukaryota, Ciliophora, Oligohymenophorea, Peniculida, Parameciidae.